AUGAGUGGCAGCAACGACCAUCUACGGUGGGGAACUACAGCUCCUUUAGCAGCGGAGGAUGAAGGUGAAGGACGUUUUCAGAGCUCGGUCAAUGCGGUACCGUUUUGUUUGGUGGCAACCGCAGUUUUAAUCUCCAUCUUCCUUUUACUUGCUCUCUUUGAGAGGUUCAUGUUCAUUCGACAGACUACGUCACCACCUUUCAACCAAAAGCUGUCUCCAUUUGCUUCCCCAAAGAUUGGUGUGUGUGAGAGAGAAAUAUCAGUGUUGAUGCCUGGAGAAGAGGUUCCAACCUUCAUUGCUCAGCCAUGUCCUCCCUCCUACUCAAGAUCAUUCUGAACAAAAACUUCUUGAAUUUCAA
Eruca vesicaria subsp. sativa (arugula) is the source of this 358-nucleotide messenger RNA. Lineage: Eukaryota; Viridiplantae; Streptophyta; Magnoliopsida; Brassicales; Brassicaceae. The record is from the annotation of a GenBank genome assembly.